AUGUCUUCGUUCUCAACGCAGGGCCGACUUGCCGCAAGGCUGGCUCAGCAAGCCCAAUGGCGCAUCGCCGCCAGCCAGCCUCAAAGCCUGUCAGCAGCGCGGGCAACAUGCCAACACCGAGCAGUAUCGCGACGAACACCAGCUCCGAUCCGAACGCCUCUCUACUCCCACAGCUUCUCGACCUCGUCGCGGCUGCUCCUUGAGCAACAGUCCCCUCCAAGCACCGCUCCAAGCACCGCUCCAAGCACCGCUCCAAACGCCCCACAAUCACAACCACAGUCCUCCCAGCCCGACCCUCCACCACGCCGACGACGACCCCGCUGGGUCUCCGCCGCGAUAUUCCUCCUCCUCGGCCUCGCGACAGGCACAGCCGUCCGCGCCGUCCUCUCGCCGCCGCCGCCCCUCCUCCCAGGCACCGACGUAGACGAGUCCCUCACCCGCGACAUCCGCGCCGCCGCCGCCCAGCUGCCGGUCGUGAAGCGCCUCCUCUCGGACCCGGAGUGGUCCUCGUUCCACCACGAGGCCUACGAGGGUGUCCCGCGCGAGGCGCGCCCCCAGCGCAUAACCACGGGGCCCCUCGCGGGAUCCCGCGGCGUCGGGGCGUACCAGCACGUCUUCCACAACAACGCGACGGGCGAGGUCGCCGCGGUCGUGUACCUGGGCACCGGCACGAUCGGCUGGCCGGGCGUCGUCCACGGCGGCGCCGUCGCCACCCUGCUGGACGAGCACUCGGCGCGCGCCGCGCUCAAGGACCUCGCGGCCGGCGGGGGCGGGGGGCUGCUCACCGCCAACCUCGACAUCGCCUACAAGAGGCCGACGCUGUCGUCCGACUUCUACGUGCUGCGCGCCCGCGCGGUGCCCGAGGAGGGGCUGGCGCCCGAGGAGAGGGGCAAGAGGGGCAGGAAGGUCUGGGUAGAUGCCACUGUCGAGACGGUUGACGGCAGGACGUGCGUCGAGUGCCGCUCGCUGUUUGUGUCGCCCAAGUCGGUGAACCUAAGGAGGGUGCCGGAGAAUUUCUAG
Diaporthe citri is the source of this 1020-nucleotide messenger RNA. RefSeq lists its product as uncharacterized. Bases 1 to 1020 code for a protein of 339 amino acids. Lineage: Eukaryota; Fungi; Ascomycota; Sordariomycetes; Diaporthales; Diaporthaceae. The record is from RefSeq and is a predicted model, not a curated record. The transcript has a single exon.